This is a messenger RNA of Oryzias latipes (Japanese medaka), 1817 nucleotides long. RefSeq names its product fetuin-B. Gene Ontology annotation, cellular component: extracellular region. Lineage: Eukaryota; Metazoa; Chordata; Actinopteri; Beloniformes; Adrianichthyidae. Gene Ontology annotation, biological process: negative regulation of endopeptidase activity. Gene Ontology annotation, molecular function: cysteine-type endopeptidase inhibitor activity. The record is from RefSeq and is a predicted model, not a curated record.
UUUUGUCAUGGGUGCACAUAGUACAGUAGCAGGGUAUAAAAGGGUCACCAUUUCCUCCUCUGGGUAUCUCUUCUGUUAGGCUGUGUGUGACAGAGUGGGCCUUGAUGAUGAAGAUCUGCAUCUUGGGGUUGCUGGUGCUGGGGUGCGUGCACGGUGCACCCGUGAAAGAAGACCUGAAGCCGCAGUCAUGUGACGAUCCACACGCCGUAAAAGCUGCUCAUGUGGCUCUGACGAAGAUCAACAUGGAGCGGAACGAUGGCUACAUCUUCAGCCUGCACCGCCUGUCCAACGUUCACCAUUCCAUGCACGGAGAGAACGGUGUGGUUUAUUACCUGACUAUGGAUGUUGUGGAGACAAACUGCAGCGUUCUUAGCAGGAAGGACUGGAAGCACUGUGAGGCUCGUCCAACCAGCGACCAGCCGGUUUAUGGACAAUGCAAAGCAGCCAUCUUCAUCAAUAAGGUGCACAGAGUGGAUCGUCUCUACAAAUACGACUGUGUUAUCAAACCAGUUCCUUCUGCCAGAGUGUCAGCGCUGUGUCCUGACUGUCCAACUUUAAUAAGCCCAGACAAUGAACAGGUCCAGAAGACUUUGUCUCUUUCCCUUGACAAGUUCAACAAGGAAAGUGGGCUGAAAAAUCGUUUUGACAAGCUUAAGAUCACACGCGCACGCGCCGGGAUGGCCAUGCAGAUGUAUUAUAUUGUGGAGUACACCAUCCAGGAGACCACCUGUGCCCACAACACAGAGGGAACUGAAAAGUGCCCACUCAUGACGUGCGAGUUUGCUCACAAGGGCUUCUGCAAGGCUUCCCUAUACAGCCUUCCAGACAAUGAGCAAAGCAUUAAUGUGGAGUGUGAGAUCUAUGAGCCUGAGGCCUCUGAGAGAGAAAAGAAGGCACAUCUGUUGGGCGGAGAGACUGACCACAGCCACAAUGACACGCACGGCCAUGACCACUCUACAUUGCCCGACCAUGACCACGCCCACGACCACACCAAAGUCCACCACCAUCACAACAAGACCCAUGAGGAAGCCGACUCCCACGACCACCACCACUCACAUGACCACAAACCAGGCAGUGCCUACAGGCACAGCCACGACCAUUCCCACGAGCACGGAGUCAACCAUGAUCACGAGCACUCACACCACACCUCUGCACAUAACCACACCGGCGACUUUCCCAACCACCACCAUGACUACAAGCAUGCUGAGGGCGUGCACACCCAUGACCAUGACCACGAGCUCGCCCUGGACCACGAGCACAAGCAUGCUCACCUGCAUGACCAUGAGCAUCACCAUCAUCACCACGGCCAUGGCCAUGAGACCACGCCCCACGACACACCAGUGGGCAGCGUGAGGGUGCUAACUGAUGGGCCCAUGAUCCUGCCUUCCUUUCCAGACCAACCAGCAGCCGGACCCCACCCUGGCGUCACCCUGCCUCUCAGGCCUGACCCUCAAAUCCCAGGGGCCCAUGAGCCUAUCAUCCAAGCCUUCCCACGUGGAAUUUCACACGAAUGCAAAGCCCCAGAAGUAAAAAACAACUUAGUAGACCAGCUCUUUGCUGAGGACCCCACCUUCAAACCCUCUGCAUAAAAAUCUCUUAGAAAUAUCCUUUUGUGGAGAAGGCGGGGGUUAGAAACUCCUUAAAACCGUGUCAUUUAUAUUCAUCAUACUGAUUGACAAUGAAACACAAGCUGACAGCCUCCCGUGCAUAUGUCUGGAACCUGUAAAUUUUCCCAUUUCUUAGUUUAAUAAAGUUUUAAAAAAAGAUGUUUCUUAAAUGUUUUUCUGUUGAAAUAAACUCAUUAAAAAUUUCAAAAA